UGUUAAUUGUUAUAUCUGUCAAGAGAUAAAAAAUUGUCAUAUUAUAUGAUUUAAGAAAUAAACAUUUGUUUUGCAAUGAUUUGCUCAUAAAUUGUGGCCAAUAAUACUUUUACAAAUAAUAGACUUUAGCUCCAAAUAAAAAUUACCAUUACUCAAGUAACAAAGAAAACGUAGAUUGACUCCACAAUAAUGGAUUCUUGCUUAGGAGUCGAACAGGAUUUGGACAAAGCCACAUCAAAAUUCACAGCAUUAAAUGACAAUACAAACAAAAUAUUAGAUGACGUUAUUAAACAAGUCGAAGAAUUGAGGAAAGAAAUAUGUAAACAGCCACCAAACACAGUUUUGUCACAGUCUCAAACAAAGCUCGUUAAUGAUUUGGCUUCUUCAGUGAAACAGACAGUAUUCCAAUUGUCUACGGAUCACAGGGAGCUUCAUGCGACAGUGUCGAGAGUGGGCAAGUCUAUUGACAGACAUUUUAUAGCAGAUUAUGCAGCGGUUGCACCGAAAGCGGAGUCAUUCUGUUCCGAUACAAACAGACCGAUUAUGGAACAAGCUAUAGCACAGCAUUUAUACAGACAGGGCUUGGAGGAGGUGGGUGAUACUUUGGUUUCCGAGGCUCGUGUGGUGAACGCUGAACGUGGUAGUACCUUCGCGCAGCUUCAGCGAUGCGCUGCAGCGCUAACGGCCGGCGACCCAGCGCCCGCCCUGGCCUGGGUCGCUGCUCGAGAACACGACUUACAACACUCACCGCUGCCUUUUGUAUUACAUAGGAUGCAAGCUCUUAAGUUAGCGCGUGAGGAGGGCGUGUCAGCGGCCAUCUUGUACGCGCGCGCUCAGUUCCCGGCGCACGCGGCCCGUCACGAGCGCCAGCUCCAGGCCGCUGUAUGUGCGCUGGCCUGGUGUACCCCCGCGGCGCCGCCCCCGCCGCAGCAGUACGCACACCUGCUCGACCCGCGAGCGCUCGGCGCGGAAGCUGCGGAGGUGUUUGUGCGCGAGGCGUGUUCCCUGCUGCGUGUGGCGCCUCACUCGCCGCUGGCGGGGGCUGUGUUGGCCGGCGCUCGUGUGCUGCCCGCGCUGCAUGACAUCCGGGCCAAGAUGUCCCACCCGCACGUGCUGGCGGCCUGGGCUGAUGAUGAACUGCCUCUGGAGGUGGAGUUAGGCGAGGAGGGUGGUUUCGGGGGUUACCACUCAGUGUUCGCAUGUCCGAUACUCCGCCAGCAGGCCUCCGACCACAACCCGCCCAUGAGACUGCUGUGUGGGCACGUCAUAUCACGCGAUGCGCUCAACAAGCUCGCUAUGGGAAUCAAACUGAAGUGCCCGUAUUGCCCCAUGGAGCAGUCGCCGUCUGAAGCCAGACAGAUAUACUUUUCUUGAACACAGAAGUGCUGUUAGUAGAGUUAAGUCUUAUGAAUAAAAACGCAUUGUGCUAAAAUAAAAAAAAAACUUUCUAAAUAUAUAAUAUAUUUAAAUUUCUGGACGUUUAUCGUAAAGUUUUUAAUUUUCCUAGUUAAUGACUGUCGAGUACAUAGAUUAUAAGACCUUUGUAUACAGCGACAUCUGUGGGUUGAUUAACGAAAACACGUAACAGGCAUGUUGAGUUUUACAAGUUUGACGCACAAUGUUAUAUACAAACGAGUCUCCGUCUGUAAAACCGAAGUUUUGCCAGAAGACGAGUUGCUGUUUAAUGAAAUAACGGUUAUUUUGUUUGAUAUAUGAUCUAAGAGUGAAGAGACAUACACAAGCGGCUGAGAAUGAUUGUACUCUAUGGAUACAAUGCGUGGAAUUAGAGUGAAUCGCAAUGAAAUAAAGUGAAGGAAUCCGUGGUAAAUUAGUUGAUUUUUUUUUUAUUUCAAUAAUCAGGUAAAACUCGCGACAGACAGUCACAUCCAGUGCACGGUCACUGGGUCUACAUGAACACAGUUGCUGCAGGAUUUUUUCUAUCAAGUCAUAACAUCUCUCUGUAAGCUAGCGUUCUAUGAUAAUGUUUAGAUGAUAAAUUAAUUAUAGACUUAUAACAAUUUGAGAAUCUGUUGAAUAAAUCCUAGAAAUGUUUAGGAGUCAGAUUUGUUGAGAACUGAAACAUGUAGAUGCUUAACUCGAUGAGGACGAGUAGUUGACUGGAAGGAUUUUUUUAUAUUUCUUUUAAUAUCCAUUUUAAAUGGAAAAUGAUGUAAAUGAUAUCAGUACUUUCAGGAAUUUAACUUCAGAUUAGAAAAAAAGCUUCAAAUACUUGCAAAUAAAUGUCUCGUUAUGUUUACCAAAUUUAUAGACUUUUAUUGUAUAUUUCUGUUGUUAGUAUUAAAUUAUAAAUAUAUAUAUUAUUUAAAAUAUUGAAAGACAAAAUCAAGAUAAUCUUAAUAUAUGAUUUUUCAAUAUUUAUUUGUCAUGGAAAAUAUUUCAAUGGUGUAUCUUCAAAGAGUCUCAACGUCUUAACAAUUCAAUUUCCUUCCCCAACUCCUAUGAAGAUAUAAAUUGUAUGUAAACCCUUAGUACUUAACAGUAAACAAUAUUUUUAAAACUUUUUAUAUAAGAAAAAAAGUCGAGCGGAUGAUGUGAACCUUGUUGGUAUAGUUUUUGCAAUAAAAUAGAUUUUCUAUGGUG
Molecule: messenger RNA, 2601 nt
Organism: Danaus plexippus (monarch butterfly)
Lineage: Eukaryota; Metazoa; Arthropoda; Insecta; Lepidoptera; Nymphalidae
Gene: Sou
Product: E3 ubiquitin-protein transferase RMND5B
Exons: 8
Coding region: 190-1374 (394 amino acids)
Biological process (GO): proteasome-mediated ubiquitin-dependent protein catabolic process
Cellular component (GO): cytoplasm; GID complex; nucleus
Molecular function (GO): protein binding; ubiquitin protein ligase activity
Source: RefSeq, a predicted model, not a curated record